CUUACGUAUAAAAUAGUUGAUCUUCCAACAGCCUAUGUAUGCAUGUGUGUACGUAUUUAUGUAUGUAUUUUUACUCACUUUUAGAAAGGCAGUCAACAGGCUUAUAACUUGGGUAAAAAUUUGCGCAUGCGUUACUAUCGCUUAUUGCCGCCCAACGGUGUCUACACGCAGCAGCAGGUGCACGCACUAAGCUCAGCAGCCGAACGUUGUGUUAUGAGCGCGCAAAGCGUUUUGGCAGGAUUUAUGCCCCCUCUGGACCACAACAAUGUUUUACCAAUUGCAUGGCAACCAGCAGCUGUGAACAUAAUUCCACGCAGUGAAGAUACGCUCUUGGCACAGAAGAAGCCAUGCCUGAAAUAUGACACAAUUCUGCAAAAGUUAUAUAAAAAUCCAUCACCCGACGUACGGCAGCUUAACGAAGAAAAUGCAGACUUAUUUAAAUUGCUUACGAAACACUCGGGCAAGGUGGGUAUUAUAAGCUCAAUAUACAUACAUAUCUACAUACGUACAUAUAUACAUAUUUACAUACUAAAUAUGUAUGAGCUGUGUAGAUACAACCCAGUAGAAAUAAGUUGCUUGCAUACAUGGAAGAGUGUUAACGAUUCUAGCGACCUGCAAGCGAACGUACGUUGUUGUUCUUUUAAGUAUAAUACGAAAAUAGAAGGUAGUUUCACUCAAUGAUUUUAGUCGCAAUGUUAUCGAUUUGACUUUUGC
This is a messenger RNA of Rhagoletis zephyria (snowberry fruit fly), 714 nucleotides long. Its product is annotated as lysosomal acid phosphatase-like. The record is from RefSeq and is a predicted model, not a curated record. Lineage: Eukaryota; Metazoa; Arthropoda; Insecta; Diptera; Tephritidae.